UUUACGUCGUUUCCACGUCGACAGGAAAGGAAAAUGGAUGCGCUCAUUCUGGAGCCCUCUUUGUACACCGUCAAGGCUGUCCUCAUAUUGGACAAUGAUGGAGAGCGACUCUACGCUAAGUAUUACGAUGACACAUAUCCUACAGUGAAAGAACAGAAGGCAUUUGAGAAGAACAUCUUUAACAAGACACAUCGCACUGACAGUGAGAUUGCUUUGCUGGAAGGCCUUACAGUGGUGUACAAAAGCAAUAUUGAUCUGUACUUUUAUGUAAUUGGAAGCUCUCAUGAGAAUGAGUUGAUGCUGAUGUCUGUUCUAAACUGUCUGUUUGACUCACUGAGUCAAAUGUUGAGGAAGAAUGUUGAGAAGAGAGCCUUAUUAGAGAAUAUGGAGGGCCUUUUUCUGGCUGUAGAUGAGAUAGUCGAUGGUGGGGUGAUCCUGGAGAGUGACCCUCAACAGGUGGUGCAUCGGGUGGCACUGAGGGGUGAUGAUGUGCCAUUAACAGAACAGACUGUCACACAGGUGCUUCAAUCUGCAAAGGAGCAGAUCAAGUGGUCUCUGUUGCGAUAGGACAGUUCUUGAAGCUGUGGGAAGCAAAUAUCAGUCGUAGAGUUUGUCUUGUGCUUACAGUUCCUCUUCUUAAUUCCAGUACUUUCUUUACCUUUAUCUCCAAUUACUGCACUGAAUCAUCUGAUUGCUUCUGCAAUUAAGAGUCACAAGUGGACCUCAUUCUCUUUUUUUUUUUUCCAGUUUUUGCACAUUCCCAUGGAGCUACACUGCAUACAUUUUUACCUAAAUGAACUGUGAAAAAUUAAGCUUGAUGACAUUGGUUAUAUUUUUGAACAGAAGUAUUUGUUCUUUUCUUCACUGAUACCAUAGAAAUUCAUGAACACUUCCAGAAAGGUAACUUAGAAAAGCCUACAAUGAGAUAAAUGUUGAGGGAAGAAAGUUGUGCUUUUAAUGUUCUACAUUUUAAAAUGUUAAUACAUACUGUUGAUCUCUAGAGCAGGGCUCAGUCCUCAAAAUGUUAUUUAUGCCCUGGCCAUUAACCUGGGUUUGUAGCAUUGACCAGCUGGUUCUGCCAGAUAGAGUAUGACUGGCCCACAGGUAUACCAAUUAAACUUUAUAUUAAGUUUA
This is a messenger RNA of Scleropages formosus (Asian bonytongue), 1134 nucleotides long. RefSeq names its product COPI coat complex subunit zeta 1 (gene copz1). The transcript has 9 exons. The record is from RefSeq and is a predicted model, not a curated record. The coding region runs from base 34 to 567 and encodes 177 amino acids. NCBI's taxonomy places the organism in Eukaryota, Metazoa, Chordata, Actinopteri, Osteoglossiformes, Osteoglossidae. Gene Ontology annotation, cellular component: COPI vesicle coat. Gene Ontology annotation, biological process: intracellular protein transport; retrograde vesicle-mediated transport, Golgi to endoplasmic reticulum; intra-Golgi vesicle-mediated transport.